CGCCGUUUCACCAUUUUCGUCGCCAACGGUCGCGGUAACAUGACGGAUCGCAACCACGGGUACGACUUCGUGUACCUUAAGAACACGGUGGGCGCGCCAUUAGCUGACGCCCUGGCUCAGCUGGCACUGGAUCAGCCCGAAGACCCCAUCGAAUACGUGGGCAACUAUCUCCUAAAGUAUGUCUCGAACGAACGGCAACGCACCGAACGCAUGAUCCAGUCGCGCGUUCGCAAAACGGAGGCGGAUUUCGCGGCUGAAGAGGUGGCGAGGAAGCUAGCCGCCGCACAAAAGGUCAAGGAUGCUUUGAACGAAGCCAUCUUGGCCGACAACGCGACCCGGGAAGAGAUUCUGAGCGCCAACGACUGGGACGUGCUGUGUCGGGUGGCCAUGAGCAAGUUGGCGGCGGCCACUCAUGCGGAAGCUUGCUACCUGGGGCGCCGCGUGACCGACGCGGACGGCGCGAACUUUAUCCAGUGGUUUGCAGCCACGGACUCGUCCAAGGCGGUUGUGGACAAGUUUGUCGGCGAAGAGACGGGGUUUACAUUCGACGUGCUCAAGGAAGUCGAGUUGGACCCUCCGGCGGUCGACUCCGAGGGAAACCCCGUUCCCCCCGCAAUCCCCCCUUUUGUCCACGUGGAAAACGUGAUUCGGGAGCCGCGCAUCAAGUACUUUGGCAUCCCACGAAUGGGGGCGUACUUAGUUAAAGGCAUCAAACUCAACAGCUAUUUGCACGAUGACGUGGCGCAAGGAGAUGCCAUGCCCACGGUCGAGAGCUGGCUCAUUGUGGCCGUUGACACGCUGGGCGCCGCGCGGCCGUUCAACGGCGACAACAUCCGCGAGUUCCUUAAGUGGACAGCCACAUUGGGGGAAGCUGUCGAACAGUACGAAAAGCGAACGGCUGUGGCCCAAAUCGAACUGCGCAAGGUGGACGAGCGAGACGUCAAAGGCAAACUCGAUGCGAUCAAGGAAACCAUCGCCGCCAAUGAGACGCGCGUGGCCAACGCCGUCGAGGGCAUCGACGACGAAGCGCGCAAGGCGGUUGAAGAAGCCACGGUGAAAGCGCAACUCGUCCACGACCUGCUCACGUCGCACCUGGACGCGCUGCACAUCGUCGGAACGUCGCUCAUUCCGUUCAAAGCGCCGGUGCUCAAGACGCUGGCCGCGGGUCUCGUGCUUCUCGGCGACGAUGGGUUCGCCAAGAAGGACGUUGUGAAUGCGGCUACGUUGAUGCCUUCGUGGGAUAAACUCCGCCCGUGGCUGACCAAUGCCCACUUGGUCCCAAGAGUUCAGGCGUUCCAUGUCCGGUCGGUGCCCCUGGCGGCUGUCGCGUUAGCCAAGGAGCUGCUGGGGGACGUUGGCGCCGACGACGUCGAGCUGCCCGCGCCGUCCGUCCUCGUGCUAUACAUGUGGAUUCAAACCAUGUGUGCCACUGCCGAAGCGUUGGAGGAGGCGAGACUUCGAGCGGAAAACCCAGACGAGUAGAGCAACCUGGCCGAUGGUUGUGUGGACGAAUGAAUAUUCAUGUUUAAUCAAGAAUUUACUCGUCGAUAUAUACAUACAUGC
Molecule: messenger RNA, 1563 nt
Organism: Aphanomyces astaci
Lineage: Eukaryota; Oomycota; Saprolegniomycetes; Saprolegniales; Verrucalvaceae
Exons: 1
Coding region: 40-1482 (480 amino acids)
Cellular component (GO): Set1C/COMPASS complex
Source: RefSeq, a predicted model, not a curated record